Messenger RNA from Penaeus monodon (black tiger shrimp), 3014 nucleotides. Its product is annotated as DNA polymerase kappa-like. Bases 321 to 2684 code for a protein of 787 amino acids. The transcript is spliced from 9 exons. Gene Ontology annotation, biological process: error-prone translesion synthesis. Lineage: Eukaryota; Metazoa; Arthropoda; Malacostraca; Decapoda; Penaeidae. The record is from RefSeq and is a predicted model, not a curated record. Gene Ontology annotation, cellular component: nucleus. Gene Ontology annotation, molecular function: damaged DNA binding; DNA-directed DNA polymerase activity.
UGCGCGCGACCGAACACGAGAUUACGAAUACUGAUGUAAUAAGCGACCAUAAACAACCCUCAAUGAAUUUCAGCCUCGGUCUUCAGCUUUAUACUCUUCGUACGACAAGAUCUGUUCACUUAUCAUUCGUUUACAUCGAUGAAAAAGAGACAGGUGGGGGUCAACCCUUUCUUAGCACUUCGUGCCAACUUAUAGAAAAUACAACAUUAAGAACUCUGGCUGUAUGAGGGUGUUGUGGACAGUAUCUGAGUGGUAACAUACGAAGAAAUUACUUUGGUAUGCAAAGUUUGAGGUAGUCUCACUGUAAAAGAAUUCCAGCCAUGUCAAAAACUGAGUCAGACAAAGAAAACGUUGAUUCAGCUAAAAUGGCAGAGCCGACAUCAAAGGCAAACGGAAACGAUUUGCCUGGGAGCUCCUCUGGGCCUCAGAACUUGGCCCUCAACACGCACAAGGCAGGAAUGGAAGGCUUAGACACAGAAAAGAUAAAUGAAAUUAUCAAGAAGGCAUCAGAAGGGUCUCGGUUUUACCAACACAAGCAAAAAUGCCAACAGCGCCUUGAUGCAAAGAUAGUGGAAAUGAAGCGAGCAGCGGAAGCCUUCUCUGAGGAGCAGAUUAAGAAAGCAACGCUGCAGAUGGAUCACCUUGUGAAUGAAUUAGAAUCCAGGAGGGAUCUCACACACACAAUUGUGCAUGUAGAUAUGGACAUGUUUUAUGCUGCAGUAGAAAUGCGAGAUGAUCCAUCUCUAAGGGACAAGCCAAUGGCAGUUGGGAGCACAGGAAUGCUCUCCACAAGCAACUAUGCCGCCAGGAAGUUUGGCGUUCGAGCUGCCAUGCCAGGCUUCAUUGGCAAAAAAUUGUGUCCUGAUCUUGUGAUUGUUAAACCAGAUUUCACAAAAUACAAGCAAGCUAGCAAGGAGAUCCAAGAGAUAUUUUCUCAGUAUGAUCCCAAUUUUUGCCCCAUGUCCUUGGAUGAGGCAUAUCUGGAUAUAACAGAAUACUUAGUUAAGAAUGCACAUGUGCUUGAGAUAGAGGAUGAAGAUUGCGAGACUCCAGCAGAACGUGUUGUAAACGAGAUGAGGAGGAAAAUCCAGGAGAAGACAAAGCUAACAGCAAGCGCAGGCAUUGCACCCAACACACGCCUUGCUAAAGUCUGCAGUGACAUGAAUAAGCCUAAUGGGCAGUAUUACCUACCUCCAGAACGCCAACGGAUUUUGGAUUUCAUAUCCUCAUUACCAAUACGUAAGGUAUCUGGCAUUGGGAACGUGAUGGAACAGCAGCUGUCUGCAAUUGGUGUGAACAUAUGCUCUGAUCUGAUGAAAAAGAGAGGGCUCCUGAAAUUACUCUUUUCUGAUAUCAAUUAUAACAACUUUCUCAGAAUUACUCUGGGAUUAGGACACACAACCCUCAGCACCUGGACAGAAAAAGACCGCAAGUCCAUUAGCACAGAAACCACCUUUCGAGGCACUGCAGAUCGCAAUGUGCUCUUCACCAUCACCAAGGAUCUCUGCCAAGAACUUGCAGAUGAAAUGUCUCAGAAGGAUAUAUUUGGUAAAGUUUUCACUCUCAAGUACAAGACAGUAGACUUUCAGAUUAGAAGUCGUGCACACACUUUCCCAGAUGCUGUUCAAACAACAGAGGUAAUGGCAACUACUGCUCGGAGAAUCCUCCAACAUGAGAUGGAUGUAUCGCCACAGCCAUUAGCUCUGCGACUUAUAGGGGUGAGGAUGUCUAAUCUCCUGAGUUCUUCUGAAAUUGGACCAAACCGACAGUCAACACUAACUCAGUUAUUCUCAAAUAACAAUGCCAGUUGUGCCGCAAAGCAUUGCUCUGAAGACAAGAAGUCCACACAUUCACAAAAGAAUAAUGGUGAAAACCAGGUAUCUGCUCAAAGUAGCAUGUCUGAGAAUAUUAACAAGAAGUCCAUUGCAAAUCAGGGCUUGAAAAAUGCAUCCAUUGGGCAGUAUCUUUCAAAAGCUCAAACCAUAAAAAGUCCUGUCAAAAAGAUUAGCUAUGAAUGUCCAGUUUGUGGAGACUCUGUUGAAGUUCCAAGUCUUGUGGAGUUUAAUGAGCAUGUAGAUUUAUGCUUGUUACAAGGAUCAUCAGUAAAUGUCCAGUCACUUGAAGAUUCCAAAAAGUUAAGACAUGAGGAGAAAAGAGUGUUUAACAUUAAUACAAUAGAUACAGAGGAACCAAGUAACAAAGAAAAAUUAAGACACACUGAGAGUUUAAAAGAAACAUUACAAUAUACACAGAGCUGUUCAACCUCAGCUUUCUCAAAUAACAGCAGCUCCAGAGGCAUAUAUACUUUUUCUGACUAUGAAAGUGAUGAAGACUUGGAUUUUCUUGAAGAUAAUGAUAACCUUUCCAGUGACUUAAGAAUAUCAUGUGAUAGGCAAGAAGAUGAUGAGAGAAAUUCAAGUAAUACUGAGUGCAAACUCUCAUGUCCCAUCUGUGAGGAAGAGUUUGAAAACAUCACUGCUUUGAAUGGACAUGUUGAUGAGUGUUUGAGCAAGAGCACAAUAAAUGAGAUCUUGCAACAAAGUACAUCACAGACAAGCCAGUUAAAACAAAGUAAUAAUCAUCAUGCAAAGUCAAGCUGCAAGAGAAAAGGAAGCAGCAUAAAUAAGCAAGCCAAAAAGAUAAAACCUGUAAACAAUACCAUUGAAAGAUUUUUUUCUUCCUGAUAAAUAAUAAAAAGAAAACAUUCUUCACUGAAAGACUGAUCUGUGAUAAAUGGAUUGUGAUACUGAACAUUGGGUAUGUGCAUAUAAUUUCUACUACAUGACCAUAGUAUUUUUUAAUCAACUUUAAUAUAAACAAUAUAAUUAAUAUAUUUGUUGCCAAUUCGUAGUCAAAGGUGAGACUUGUAUCUUCUCAAAGUAAAAAUACAUGAAUUAUUCACACAGUGUAUUUGAAAAAUAAAGAUUGAUUGCAAACAUCUUUCAUUUUUAUGGUUUAUGUUUGUGUGUAUUAACUUGUUCUGAUAAAAACACAAAAUGUACAUUUUAUAUCAU